This is a messenger RNA of Pocillopora meandrina, 9913 nucleotides long. The record is from the annotation of a GenBank genome assembly. NCBI's taxonomy places the organism in Eukaryota, Metazoa, Cnidaria, Anthozoa, Scleractinia, Pocilloporidae.
GUCACGUUUGUGUGUCAAUCCAGCUGGAUCGUUAGAUUUGCAUUCUUGACAAGGUACUCAUUGAGCCUAUUUCUCCAAAACCAACCAUGAAAGGACGAGUCAUUAUUUUCUCCAUCACCGGCUGUCCGUUCUGUAUGAGAGCAAAGGACAAAAUGCAGAAACUUGGCAUCGAAUACAUGGACAUCAAUUUGGAUACUUACCCAGAGCGACGAGCAGAGGCGAAGGAAAGAACCGGAAAGAACACUGUGCCGCAAAUAUUUUUCAACAAUAUACAUGUCGGUGGAUUCGACGACUUUGAUAAAUUGGUAAGAAUAAACAUAUUUUCCUUCUUUGUUUUUGUAAAGUUUCAAGAUCGCCUUAUCCAACAUGUGUAGGCUUCCAAGCAUGUCAACCCGGAAAAAAGAAAAGUUAAAGCUUUACUUCUCAGUUAAUUAUUAUUUUAGCAACUGUUCCCUCAUGUUACCUUUGGGUAACAAUCACAUUAAAAAAUUCAAGUCUUUUCAGAGCAAUGUUACUGACUGUCGACCAUUGUGAAACAAAAUUUACGUGCGAGUAACUAGUCAAAAUAAACAUGAGAUAGAACACAGUACAACAGUCUCUAUUAUUGCAUAUUGCUUGUCUGUAGUGCGGCACAUUGUUAUUGGUAAAAUGUUCAUUUUACUUUUAGGCAUAUCUUAAGAAAAUAGCCCAAUAUCUUCCCUUUUAUGAUGUCUUCCGUUACAUCAACGCAAAUAUGUUGACUACAGCUCUACGUGUUAUUUGUCAUGUCAUGGUGACACUGCAUAGAUAUUAUCAUCUCUGUAAAUAACAAAAUGUAUAUAUGGACAAUAAUUAACGCAUGGAAACAUCACAAUCAAAACAAAGAGUGACUCUAAAAACAUAACUGAACAUGGACAGCUGUGAAUUUCAUUGUUUUCACUGUUUGUUUAGUUUUAACAUCAGGAUCUGAGUUAAACUGCUCUUUCUAACACUCCAAAAAUUCAGAUGAUUUGAUUAACCCUAUACAUCCUUACAUCAGUAUGCAUAUUCUCCAUACUGUUCUACAUACCUUAAUACAUGACCUUAAUGUGUGAUUCAGGGGUCAGAUACUGUAAGGAGAAAGUAGGAAGUUAAAGGCUAAACAAUUGUAUUCCCACUGCUGCAAUCAUAAAGUUCUAUGCAGUUAUGAAAACUUCCAUUGUUUACAGUUAAUACAAUCAACAUUUUAGAGCUGAACUAGGAUCAAAAGAAUGGAACUAAUGGUGUAGUAAAUUUUAGUAAUGACAAUAAAAAUGAUACCGUCUAAUCAACUUCAUCACCUGACUGCACAUCAUCACAGUUCCUAGUUUUAUCAUAAGUCUUGGCCAGGGUAUCCAUACAUGAACAUUGGGUUAUGAAUUUCAAUCUGCAUACUUUAUUCAUCUUUUAUGGGCAAGUGAUGUUUUGUUAGAUGAAGAUUCUAUUUGUAACUUUUAAUUUUUUUUCUUGAUUUUGAUUCAUUAUUGAUAAUAACUUUCUCAGACUGAGGCUGAGCUUCAAGAGUUGAUUAAUGAAGUAGAAGAGAAUCCCGCUCCAGCAGAUGCUCCCCAACCACCAGCCCCCAAGUCAGAUGCAGCCAGUAGUGGUAAAUCUCACCGUUAUGUUUGUUAAAUGAAAAAGAUUCUUGAAGGGAAAGGGGGGUUAAUGAGUACUUCCUUUAACCCUUUAAUAAGACAAGAGUGACCAAGGUAGAUUUCUUCUUACAAUGCCAAUACAAUAUCAAGCAGAAAAGUGAUGAGAAUGAAGAAACAUAUCAGUUAAGGGAGUUGAUCCAAUUCCAAAUUUUCCAAACCAACAUCAUGAUUAUCAAUCAUAUGAUAGACAGUAUGGAGAAUUACAACUGAGAUCUUGGGAAUUGAAAGGGUUCAUCAAGAUGCUAAAAAAUAUGGACCAUUUUUUCUAGAUAGGAGUUAACCUUUUAACUCCCAAGAUCUCAUUAGCAAUUCUCCUUACUGUCUGCCACACAGUUCUUGUGAUGUUAGUUUGAAGAAUUUGGUAUAGGAUCAACUAAUAAUCCCCUGAUUAAUAUUAGUCUUUAUUCUCAUUACUCGUCUGCUUGGUAUUGCAUCGAUAUUGGGAGGAGAAAUUGUGUCUUGGUCACUCAUGGGAGUUAAAGGGUCAAAGGGAUAUCAGCUUUUUGAUCAAUUGGUAUGCAGUAGAACUGAUGUCAACAAUUGAUAAUGACAGUUUGGAAUGCUAAGUUAUGCACUGAAUAUCAAGCCUUUGCAAAAGUGUACCAUGGGAGAUACAAAACAGUUUCAUUUGAUCAUUGUUGUUCAAGUUGAACCCCUGUUGAGAGCCAAAUAGAGAGAAAAUUAAAUGAAAUUAUUCCAAUACUCAACAAAAGAGAGCAAAUCUUCUCUUAAUAUUUUUUUCACUGGUUGUAUUUGCAAGGUGAAAUUCAAAUAAUCAUCCUCAUUAGAAACCGAAAAAGGUGUCCUUGGUUGCAGUCAUGGUAUGGUGGGAAUAAUGAUGUUUCAGUGAAAGGAAGCUUGUAGGGAAGGAGAUGGUCUUAAGGCAACUAUUCACUUUAAAUAAAAGUGUUAAUGUUGGACUAGAUAACUAGCAAUCCCUUUUUUUUCCAAGUGCUGAUUUUUAGGACUCACGUGACAAACUGUGCUGAAAAGGAAGGAUUUCUCUUAGUCUAAGGUUGAACUGUCCAGUAGAGCUUCUCUUUUCAACAUUUUACCAAAGGAGUACACCCUCAACCAUUUUGUCUUCAAUAUACUCUUAUUGGAUAACAUCUCUUAUUGGAUAACAUUAUGUGAUAUGAAAUCAAUAUAUUAACUUUAAUCUGUGUGUUUGCUAUUUGCAGCAACCACAAGGGAGGCAAUUGAUUUCACUUGUGAGCUGGAUGAAUAUGCUCAGCUUGUCCAAGAAUUUAAAGAAAGUGGUCUUAUAAAGGAUCGCCGCAAGGGUCUCAUUCACAAUUACAAAAACUCCUUUGUUGGCAAGGAAGCUGUGGACUGGCUUGUGAAGACAAAGAAAAUAGGCAAGUAGUAUUAUAAUCAUUGCAUGUUACUUGACAGAAAACUCAAUGCAGUAGGAGACACAGUCACAGUGGGGAUAAUGCUGGAGUAAGGGGUUAUUGGGCUAAAGCUCUGGCAAAGGUCAUUCUGUUGUGUUCUUGGACAGGAUACUUAACCCUUUUACCUCUAAGAGUGACUAACAUCUAAUUUUUUUACCCGCCAUAUCACCCCUGAAUCACAAAUUAAGGCCAAGAGAGUAGAGGAAAUGAUCACCAAAUUAAGAACCUCUUGAUUGUCAGACAAGUUCUACAUGUCCAUAGGAAAUGUAUAGAGAACAGUAUAGAUAACAGUAUAGAUAAUACUUUAUGCAUGCUGUUGUUGGGGUGUGGAGGGUUACCUGUCAAAGGGUCUCUGCCUAGGAGUAGAAAUGGGUACCUGUGAUCUGUUAGAGAAACUUGACAAAUUGCUGGGGAGUAGCUGCAAUCAAAGGAUUAGCAUCCCUAGUGAGAGGAAAAGCAGUACUCCUAAUUGCACUAUGUUAUGGAGACUUGAGCAAGCUGCAGACAUGAUAAUGGCCACUGAACUUGUUUGUGAUUUUUGAAAAGAUCCUAAUGGUUGUUGAGUGCAUGUGAUUUCUGCAAAUUUUUCUAACAAGACUUUUGAUGUGCUAAUUGGGUGUUUAGAGCUUGUAAUACACAGAAAUAGUAAGAAAAUAUACUUAUAUAUAUAUACUGAUCUAAGCACAUGAAAGCUAGCUGUCCUUAAAUAACUUUUCCCAAAUUUUUGGUUUAGAUUAUACAGGCUUCUAUUUUUAUCAAUGAAAUGUUUAAUUUUUGCAGGAAAUGAUAUUAUUUUGCAUUUUAUGAUUAACACUUUUACGAAGCUUGCAUAAUUGCAAUAAGUUUGAAUGCACUCAACAUUUUAACAUCCUGAUGUUAAGGGUGGAGCAAAAUCCUUGAUUGUCCAAAGUGACGGAAGUGUUCAUUGUUGUACAAUUCAUUUUUUGAAAUACACGCGCAACAGAAUGUUAGUGAUAGUACCUCUCAAGGGUAAAAAUGAUAUCAAACACACUCAAAAAUAAACAUUCUGGUACUUCAUCAAAGAAGUUUCUUGUUCACUUUUAGGUGAAAGUCCAUGCACUUCUAAUUUCCAGAUAAAUACUGUUGAUUAGAUCUUGCGUUAUCUUUGAACAUUUCCUUUUUCAGGAAGAGAGAAAGCUGUAGAGAUGUGUCGUGAGCUUGUUGAGCGCAACUUUGGACAUGGUGUCGAAAAAGGAAAGCACACGGAGUUUAAGGACGAUAACAGCAUUUAUCGCCUCCUUGAAGAUGAUGAAUCGACCGCACUGAACUCUGGGAUGAGUUCUGUUUGUGAGCCACGCCCAGCUCCUGAGGUCGCUGAAGAACUACGGCGCUUGAUUCUUACCUUGUAUAGCAAGUAUUUGUCCAAGGAUGGAAAGGUAACUUAGAAAUAAAUGUCACCAUUGAAGGGCUCAUUUAACUCAUUUGCGCCCACUAAGUGUAAACGCGUACUUCAUUGAGUAGAGAAUAACUGUGAGAGUUUAUCCUCUGUACCGACUCUUGAAUCCGCCACGAAGACAAGUGCACAAAUUUCUGUGUUUACUCUAAAACUGUGCAAAGCUCUCAUAUUCAAAGCAAAGAGACAAACAGACAAGCAGACAAGCAGACAGACAAUUGAAUAAAGGGGGUAGGUUUCCAAAGAAACUGUGGUGCUGUGUCGGCUUUGUUUUGAUCAACUGAGUUGUCAACGUAAAUUGGCCUCGGUAAAGAGUUUCUAAAGCUGAUAUUUCGAGCGUUAGUCUUUAGUCAGAGCGAAUAGAAAGGAUAGACAGACAGAAAGACAACGGAAAGACUGACAGACAGGCAGACAUACAGAAAGACAGACGGGCGGACAGACAGACAGACUGAUACAAACCGCGAAUGUAGAGUUAAAGCGUCUAAUUAUAAUACGUGAAGAUGGAGGUUCUUAGAACCCGCCCAACCUCUUUGAGGUUGAUUUCGCUCUGCGUUGGCAUUACUCUGAUAAUCAUUCAGUACAGACCGAACACUUACUAUACAAUUACAAGAAAUUUUUCUAAUGUUAAACAGGGAGUGGACUAUGAGUCCAUGGAAAAGAGCACAGAAUUCAAGGGUUAUGUUAAGCAUACAGCUGAACUUCAACGUGUUAAAUUGGAUGGAAUGUCUAGAGAGGAAACUCUUGCUUUCUUCAUUAAUGUAUACAACGCUUUGGUGAUUCACGCUAACGUAGUCAGAGGACCACCCGUCAACCUGUGGCAGAGAUAUAAGGUAUUAAAUGGAAUAAUUUUUUUUUGCCUUUAAGCCAAAAGAAUUUCGGUAGUAGAACCUUUACAUUAGCUAAGCAAGCUCCCUUUAAAAUCAAAUGAUAAAUUUUAUUGCAGUUUUUCAACACCGUAAACUACAUCAUUGGUGGUCACUCGUUUGGCCUGAACCAGAUUGAGAAUGGCAUCCUUCGUUCAAAUCGCAAAGCUAUUGGUGCCGUGACCAAGCCUUUCUCGAAGAGUGACCCUCGACUGAGAGUUGCGUUACCUGCUCCAGAGCCGAAGGUUCAUUUUGCUCUGGUGUGUGGAGCCAAAAGUUGUCCACCGAUAAAGACUUAUACCGCGGCGGUAAGUUUCAACUUCAUUUUGACAUGGUCUUAUCUCUCAUGUAAGCCUUUGACCUAUAAGAGUGACUAACAUCUAUUUCUCCUCACAAUAUCACUCACGAAUCACACAUUAAGAUCCCGAUAAUGAAGGAAAUGAUCACCAACAAAACAGUUUCUUGAUUGUUAAAGAAGUUCUCCUUGUCAGCACCUUAGGAAACAUAGCAAGUCUUGAGUGUUGCGAUGCAGUGGUCACGUAAUCUGAGUUCUUAGACCAUGGACUCUAAUUGAAAUAUUGUAUUAAAAAAGCAGUUUUUCCUUAAAGGGUUUGUAGUAGAUUUUUAUAUUUUUCCCUGGCUUGGUAUUACAGACAUGAUAGUGACCUUUCUACUUGAACAGUGGACGUAGUUACUGUUGGCCCACUCAUAACCAACGUGCAAUAUUGGAAUUAUUGUCAAAUAUAGGAAUUUUCAAUUGAUUAUCGAAAGUAAUCCGAGAUUGCAUUGGUUUCGCUUUACUACUUUCUGUGAUUAAUAAUGGUAAUAGGACUGAGUGGAGUCCAAUUCUGUCUGUAAUCAUGCGAGCGAUAAACAAAAUCAGACGACUGCAAAGCAGGAGUCCGAUUUGUCAAUCACGAGUAUGAUUACAGACAGAAUUGGACGACACGAAGUCCUGUUACCAAUUAAUCAUAACCGUAAAAAUUUUCGUAAAAAACAAAUACAUCUAGGACAAAAAUCUCCUGUAGAGAAAACGGUUAAAGAACAAAAUUCCUCCAUAUCGGAAAUUCUUCAUUUUUUUUCAGCAUGAGUGGUUGUUGCUAUGGUUAUUUUGCUCCACCCUUAACGACACUCAAUCGAAAGAACGUUUAUUCAGGCAUCACUGGAAAAUUUUAUUAUCAAAAGCACCUAGUUCUUCUUCGAAAAUGUUGUUGAAUUAAGUGUAUUUUAAUUUUGCAGGGAAUAGACGAGGAGUUAUCCCUCGCAGCUGAGUCUUUCCUAGAAGGAGAGGAUGGCUGCGUUCUUAACAUGCCGAAAAGAGAGGUAAGACUCAAUAUGAGCUCACUUGUGUUUAUCUUGAGCUGGAUUCUCAUCCACUGGAGACCACUCGGUGACAAAGUUUAUUUAUCCGAAAACGGCGGGUUCAAACCACGGAAUAGGAGAAAUUGGUAUGAAAAUUCGUGAGUUGUGUCCAAAUGUUUUAUUCUAACAACUAAAAGGAGAAAACCGGCUCUCGUGUCAAAAUAGAUAAUAUCGAAAGGUAUCGAUCGUUCGCCGUGUUUUGAUUCUACAAUUCGUCAAGUAAGUGUUGGCUUAAAACAGUCGCACAUUUAUCACUUGAAUUUUUCCUCGCCCCAGUUUCCUUUCUUUUCCCUUAAGUUCUCAUCGGGUGCUUUUGCUAUCCAUCUUUGUUCUGACUGGCCGUUUUGAUUACUUUGGUUUGGUUUUUCGACACUUAAGGAAAUGUGCUCUUGGAAUCUACUUAUAAAGACAUUUUUUUUUUUGAACGAAACAAAUCCCAAGUUUUAUGGUUCUUAUAAUGUGUUUUUACUUUUAUAAAUUGCUUUGCUCAAUGCUCUAAACUUUGUUUGAGAAGGAUUUCAAUGUGAGUAAAUGUAAUCUCGAAAGAAGCAUCUGAAACAGAAAGAUGUGUCGCGAUCUUGAGUUGAAAUUGGCUUCAAUAUGAUACAUUAUUUUAUCUUUAGAUUUGCCUAAGCAAGAUUUUUCAGUGGUACAGGGUAGAUUUUGGCUCCAACAACGAAGAGGUAAAUAUUAUUAGAAUUAUUCCAAUCACAUUCGGAAAUGGAGAAGGGUAAGACUGAUGAACUCUUUGAACCUUUCAACUGAACGAAUAACACUGAACAAACGGAAAAAAAAGCAGUGGAAUUAACACACGAACAAACGAAAGCUCGUACGAAUGAACGAAAGCUCGUACGAACGAAGAAAGCUCGUACGAACGAACGAAUACAACAACGAAUGGACGAACGAACGAACAAGCAGUGAAAGGAACAAACUUUGGAAUGAAAAAACGAACGAACAAGCAAUGAAUGAACGAACGAGCGAAAUGACGGACGAACGUAUAUGAACAACGAACGGACGAUUGAACGAACGAAUGAACGACUGGAAGUACGAACGAAAAAACGAACGACAGAACUAAUGAACGGAGGAACGAUAGAACGCACGAAAGAAUGAGAAAAUAAACGAACGACCGAACUUAUGAACGGAGGAACGAUAGAGCGUACGAAAGAACGAGAAAACGAACGAACGACCGAACUUAUGAACGGAGGAACGAUAGAGCGUACGAAUGAUCGAAAAAAUACGAACGAACGACAGGAUGCAAGAACAAACGGACUAACUAAGGCACGAACGAAUUAACGACCAACCGAGCGAACGACGAACAGCGAAAGAACGAACGAACGAAUGAAGGAACAAGCGAAAGAAGGAACAAGUGAAUGAGCAAACCAAAGAGUGCCUACUUGAAACGUUAUAUUUCACGCCAAUAUCCCUAGCCUUGAUAAAAAGUGAUUGUCCUAACAACAGUUUCAGAUGUCUGGUUCCCCUUGUCCUUAGGUGUAUCUUAUACUGUUUUGUUUCCGUCUGACUUUUUUUUAGCUGGUUCAGUUUGUUCUGGCACACAUGGGACAGGGUCAGAAGAAGGAUCAGCUGCAGGAAUUACUGAUUAGUGGCAACUUUAAAGUCUCUUUCAUGAGAUACAACUGGGAUUUGAAUUCCAAACACUAAAACCUAAAGUAUCAACCCGCUAAUGUGUUAAUUAUAGGAAUUAAACUGUAGUACGAAACAAUCAGUUCAGAGUGCACCCCCUGAAAGGCUUCAAUUAUCUUACAAUAUCUUCUCUCAACCCAUUCCAUUCCACGUCUCUUCUGUCUUUGGAGAUCCCAGGAGGAUUUAGAAAUAGCCAGUGGUGUGUAGUGAAUCUUACACACAUGAAUACAUCGCGUUAUCUAUUAAUUUUUUUUCCAAAAUAAUCAAGUAACACAUACAGUACAUGGAAAAUCAUAUUGGAUGACCACACACCUUGAGUCUAAAAAUAACUUAACCAGGAAUGGGGUUGUUAUGUGGAUAUCAGUCUCUUAGCUUAUUUUCUCUUGACUGCAAAUCAGCAAUUUAUGGCAAGUUAAUUAGAAUAUCUACGUUUCUGACAAUGGUAGCUUGUAUGUUGACCUUUAAUGAUAAGUUAAUCCAAAGCAUCCCCUCCAACAGUGAAUUACAAUUUUAAAGUUCUGUAGUUGCAAGCAGGUCUGUUGAGGUUAGAAAUAGGUUUACCUAUGUAAUUGUUAUUGGUAUUUAAUUCUAAAAUAUUCAAGUUGUAGAUUUUUGUAAUGAUCAAGGUGCAUCUUGUAACAGGGAUUUAUGUAAACACAAUAGUAUGCUAUUUAAAUGUACAAGUCCUAUAAUGGAUAAUGGGUAAUUGGCUUUCCAUGUCAGAGGCACAAAUUUUGUCCCCUGUCCUAAGGGGAAUUUACAACUGGAGUACUGUUUUUCUGAAAGUUUUGGUUAGCUACCAACAUGAACAAGGUGGGUCCUUUUAAGUUCCAUGACUUUUUUUAGUUUUUUGGGAUCUAGAUAAUAAAUUUACUACUUUUUUUAUUGUAUUUAACACAACACAAGCUGUGGUUCCUAUUUAUUUAUACUUUCAGUUGACAAAUUAAACAAUGAAAAAAUGGUAUUUAGUCAAUGGUGUUUCACUUUAAAAAAAAUUCUGUGCAACAAGUUCCUGUUCAGAAAAUAAGCAUUGGAAUUCUUCCAUCCACGAGGGGAGGAACAAAGAGAAAUCGAGCUUGUCUUACAAGUUAUUUCUCUGACAUCUCAGGGGAGAUAGAUCCUGGGUAUACUAUUUGUGUUGUGAGAAUUCUAAUAAAAGUAUGAAGUACACACUUUAUUACUGAAAAUGUAUUAAGAGUUGUUGUAAAGUUUUUCUCAAGUAGCUUCUACCUCACUUCAAUGAAAGUUGUGAUAAUUUUUUUAUGAUGUAUUUUUACACAUCAUUUCAAGUUCCAUCAUUGAUUAAAAUAGACAUUCCUUAUAAUGCAUCUUUUGGUAAGUAAACUUGCAUUCUGAGUUUGAGUAGAAAGUUAAAAGCAGUAUAAAAUCUCAUCUGAUGAUGUGGAAUCCUUGAAAGCACUAAGAGCACACCAAUUUUGUAGAAAAGCUGUUAAUGAGAUUUGUUAUAUCGUUUUGAAACCUUAUCAUGAACCAACUAUGGAGAGUAAACCUUUAAAUUUUUGUAACCAGUACCAGAAGUGUGAGGGUAUACCUGUGAUGAGGGAAGUUGCUUAUGCAAAGAAUAUG